UGGAAACCCACUCCAGUAUUCUUGCCUGGAAAAUUCCAGUGGACAGGGAGCCUGGUGAGUUACACCCCAUGGGGUCACAAAGAGACACGACCGAACACACACACAUUAGAGAUGAAGGAGACAUGGAGAAUGGAUCCAGAAAACUGGGAAUCAAAUAUGAGUUCAGAAGGUAGUAACAGAACUGACUGAGGAGUAGCAAUAAUCAAAGAUAUAAUAGAAGAAAAUUUACUAAUUUGAUGGAAAUUUUGAAUUUAAAAGUUAAUUUCAACUCUCAGAUUUAAAGGGUUAAUGAAAUACCAGGUAAAAAUAAAUGAAAAGACAACCAUAUUUAGACCUGUAUCACAAUGAAAGCUGAGUUUAAACAACUAAAAUAUGUGCUAAUAUAUUUAAGAUGUAUUUUUUUAAACCAGUUGCAGAGCAAGAUACAGAGUAUGGUUCUGAGAGCAGCAAAACCAUUUAUUGCAAAUAUAAGUUCCUAUAUAUCAAAAAGGAUGUGGAAGGAUACAUACCAAACUUUUUUAAAUGGUUAUCUUGGGAAUUCCCUGGCAGUCCAGUGGUUAGGAUUCCUCUCUCACUGCCGAGAGCCCAUGUUCAAUCCCUUAUCAGGGAACUAAGAUCUCACAAGCCGUGUGGUGUGGCCAAAUAAAUUAAUAAAUUAAAAAACAAGUAAUAAGCUACAUAUUCAAUAAAGUUAGAAAAUAAAAAUAGAAGGAAGAAAUAAAGAUAAAAUCAUAAAUUAAGGAAAAAGAAUAACACUUGGUAAAUCAAAGCACUCAUUCUUCAGAAAUAAAGUAGACAUUAUGUAAUAGACACAUUUCUGGCAAAAAUUUUUAAAAAUCCAAAAGACAUCCUAUCAGAUGCUUCAUAGGAAGAGCAAACUUAGCUCAUCAGAUUUCUGAUUUUUGUCCUAAAAUGUUUCUGUACCAGCCUUAUAUCUCAGUAAAUUAUACCACCAUCUAAGUCGAAACCCAGGAGUUAUCCUUGAUACCUCUCCCUCAGUAACCCCAUUCAAUCCAAUAUCAAGAUACAUCUUGUCUAUCUCUGUAGUGGACAUGUAUGGAGUUUAUAACUUCAGUAUUUUCCCCUUUUUUCUCUUAAAAACUGCCCCUUACUCACUGAUAGUACUUUCUCUUUUCCUUUUUAUAUUUUGUUUUUUCCUUUCCUUUCUCUUUUACUCCUUCCCUUUGCUCCUGUUUUUCUCUCCGGUGUACAGAUUUCAGGCAGUCAUACUGUUUGGUUCACAUUGUCAACAAGGCCUUUAUCGUUUUUCCUACAUUCCAGUUCCCACUCAUGUUCCUUCCCUCUUCAGAAGCCACUCUAAUGUGUUUGAUAUAUGUCCUUUGAAAAUACAUGUAUCUUUGAAUAAUAAUAAUAUUGUUUUGUGUAUCUAUGUAUUUUAAACAUACAUAUUUGAUAUUGUGUUCUAAAAAUCAUUGUUUCUUUUUCAUGUUUCUGUAAAUACUUCUAACUAUUGCAUGGUAUUGUCUUAAAUGACCUCAUACUCUUGGCCACUGGUCCUGGGCCAAGAUGGGCCAACCAGAGUCCCUACCCAGAACUUUUUUAACUGAAACUAAGAAAAAAAGAAAACCCCCUCCAGUGUGGAAGCCAUAAAAUGCAAAACACAGGAGCUGUCAGCAGCCAUGUGUCCUGCCAUGUGGAACCAGCUGGUCUGCAGUGAAAAGAAUGAAGCCGACAUGCAGAAAGCAGCAGAGAACCAUGUGUGAUCCGUACUGCAUCUCCUUUGCUGAUGUUGAAAAAGCUCAUAUCAACAUUCGAGAUUUUAUCCACCUCACACCAGUACUAACAAGUUCCCUUUUGAAUCAAAUAACAGGACGCAAUCUUUUCUUCAAAUGUGAACUCUUCCAGAAAACUGGAUCUUUUAAGAUUCGUGGUGCCCUUAAUGCAAUCAGAGGCUUGAUUUCUGCCCAUCCAGAAGAGAAGCCCAGAGCUGUUGUUACUCACAGCAGUGGAAACCAUGGCCAGGCUCUCUCCUUUGCUGCCAGAUUAGAAGGGAUUCCUGCUUAUAUCAUAGUGCCAGAAACAGCUCCCAACUGUAAAAAACUGGCAAUACAAGCCUAUGGAGCCUCUAUUGUAUACGGUGAACAAAGUGAAGAGUCCAGAGAAAAUAUGACAAAAAGAAUUGUGGAAGAAACAGAAGGCAUUAUGGUACAUCCCAACCAGGAGCCUGCAGUGAUAGCCGGGCAAGGGACAAUUGCCAUGGAAGUGCUACACCAGGUUCCCUUGGUAGAUGCACUGGUGGUACCUGUAGGAGGAGGAGGAAUGCUUGCUGGAAUAGCUAUUACAGUGAAGGCUCUGAGACCUAGUGUGAAGGUAUAUGCUGCUGAACCCUUGAAUGCAGAUGACUGCUACCAGUCCAAACUGAAAGGGGAACUGACCCCCAACCCCUAUCCUCCAGAAACCAUAGCAGAUGGUAUCAAAUCCAGCAUUGGCUUAAACACCUGGCCUAUUAUAAGGGACCUCGUGGAUGAUGUCUUCACUGUCACAGAGGAUGAAAUUAAGUAUGCAACCCAGCUGGUGUGGGAGAGGAUGAAAUUGCUUAUUGAACCUACAGCGGGUGUUGGAGUGGCCGCUGUGCUGUCUCAGCAUUUUCAAACAGUUCCCGCAGAAGUCAAGAACAUCUGUAUUGUGCUCAGUGGUGGAAAUGUAGACUUAACCUCCCUAACCUGGGUGAAGAAGCAGGAUGAAAAGGCAGCUCCCUAGCAAUCUGUUUCUGUUUAAAAUGUGCAAAAGGAAGAAAAGGGACUCAAGUGUCUAGACACUUGGAAAUUU
This is a messenger RNA of Cervus elaphus (red deer), 2790 nucleotides long. RefSeq names its product serine racemase (gene SRR). Gene Ontology annotation, molecular function: ATP binding; serine racemase activity; threonine racemase activity. The coding region runs from base 1684 to 2721 and encodes 345 amino acids. Gene Ontology annotation, cellular component: cytoplasm. The transcript is spliced from 8 exons. Lineage: Eukaryota; Metazoa; Chordata; Mammalia; Artiodactyla; Cervidae. The record is from RefSeq and is a predicted model, not a curated record. Gene Ontology annotation, biological process: L-serine metabolic process; D-serine biosynthetic process; pyruvate biosynthetic process.